Molecule: messenger RNA, 261 nt
Organism: Microthlaspi erraticum
Lineage: Eukaryota; Viridiplantae; Streptophyta; Magnoliopsida; Brassicales; Brassicaceae
Source: the annotation of a GenBank genome assembly
AUGUCGAGGAGGCAAGUGCCGCCGCUGGAACCACCAUCUCCGUCGACCGUUCUGCUCUCUUCAUCCCUCUCGACCACUCUCAUGAAUCUUCACCGGAAUCGGAGCUCGUUAAGCACCUCAAGAGCAUUAUCAAGAGCAGGAUACUACAUGAAUCGUGACGUCUUUGUAGCUCAAGGCGAUUUCAUUACUUCUCCUGAAAUGAGCCAGAUGAUUAGCGAGGUACAAAGCUCAUUGGCGGGUGGUAGCAAAAUGGAAGGCUAG